Messenger RNA from Quercus robur (English oak), 1989 nucleotides. Its product is annotated as non-specific phospholipase C6. Bases 281 to 1867 code for a protein of 528 amino acids. The record is from RefSeq and is a predicted model, not a curated record. Gene Ontology annotation, molecular function: hydrolase activity, acting on ester bonds. Lineage: Eukaryota; Viridiplantae; Streptophyta; Magnoliopsida; Fagales; Fagaceae. The transcript is spliced from 3 exons. Gene Ontology annotation, biological process: phospholipid catabolic process.
UUUUUAAAGCAAGGCCACAAAAACCAGAAGCUUCUCAAUUCAUUUACUCGGUCUGUACUAUACACCCCAAAUCAAAAAUUGUAACUCCCUCUCUCUCUCUGAAAAAUAUCUGACAAAACAGUCAUGUAUGGUUAGAACUUAGAUUUAGAUUCUUCUCCACACACCACUUUGCUUUACUAUCAGUUCUUGAAUCCCCCAUAACCAAAAAAAAAAAAAAAAAGAGAGCAAAAGCAAAACACCCACUUGCCAAAAACACUCAUUGUAUUUCACAGAGCCAAGUAUGGGAUUGGGAGGUUGUUCCAAAACCAAGCCAACAAGUCCACCUUCAUUGGCCUCAAUAUUUUUCUUGCUCUUGCUCACACUCUCAAAUGUUUCCUCAGCAAACCCACCACCAAACCAACCCAUCAAAACCAUUGUGGUUUUGGUCUUGGAAAACAGGUCCUUUGACCACAUGCUUGGGUGGAUGAAAAAAGCCAUUAACCCAUUAAUCAAUGGAGUCACAGGUGAUGAAUGCAAUCCUUUAUCCACCAAUAACACGACCCCAAAAGAAGAGUCCAUUUGUUUCACUGAUGAUGCUGAGUUUGUGGAUCCGGAUCCGGGUCAUUCAUUUGAAGCAGUAGAGCAACAGGUAUUUGGUUCUAGUUCAAUUCCCUCUAUGUCUGGUUUUGUACAACAAGCAUUGUCCUUGUCACCAAACCUCUCAGAAACAGUUAUGAAAGGCUUUAGACCUCAAUCUGUGCCAGUCUAUGAAGCUUUAGUACGAGAAUUUGCUGUCUUUGACAGGUGGUUCUCUUCAAUUCCUGGUCCAACACAACCCAAUAGGUUGUUUGUGUACUCAGCUACUUCUCAUGGUUCAAUAAGCCAUGUUAAGAAGCAGUUGGCUCAUGGGUACCCGCAAAAAACCAUCUUUGAUUCACUUCAUGAGAAUGGUAUGGACUUUGGAGUUUAUUUCCAAAACAUACCCACAACGUUUUUUUAUAGGAAUUUGAGGAAGUUGAAGUACAUUUUUAAGUUCCAUCAGUUUGAUUUGAAAUUCAAGAAAGAUGCUAGAAAUGGUAAGCUUCCAAGCUUGACUGUGAUUGAGCCAAGGUAUUUUGAUCUUAAAGGAAUGCCUGCAAAUGAUGACCACCCUUCUCAUGAUGUGGCUAGUGGGCAAAAACUAGUUAAAGAGGUGUAUGAGGCAUUGAGAGCUAGUCCUCAAUGGAAUGAGACCCUUCUGGUCAUUACCUAUGAUGAACAUGGUGGGUUCUAUGAUCAUGUCAAAACUCCUUAUGUUAAUGUUCCUAACCCAGAUGGGAACACAGGGCCUGCUCCUUAUUUCUUCAAGUUUGAUAGGCUUGGUGUUCGUGUGCCAACAAUUAUGGUCUCUCCUUGGAUCAAGAAAGGGACUGUGAUAAGUGGCCCAAAAGGACCUGCUCCAAACUCUGAGUUCGAGCACUCUUCAAUCCCUGCCACCAUUAAGAAGAUGUUCAACCUCUCCUCUAAUUUCUUGACUCACAGGGAUGCAUGGGCUGGGACAUUUGAGCAGGUUGUUGGGGAAUUAACCUCUCCUAGAACUGAUUGCCCAGAGACCCUGCCAGAUGUGACACCACUGAGGACCACAGAAGCAAAGGAAGACAGUGGGCUAUCGGAGUUUCAGGGAGAGGUAGUUCAACUAGCAGCUGUUCUUAAUGGUGACCACUUCUUGAGCAGCUUCCCAGAUGAAAUGAGCAAGAAGAUGAAUGUGAAAGAAGCUCAUGAGUAUGCGAGGGGUGCUGUUUCAAGGUUCAUAAGAGCAAGCAAAGAAGCCAUCAAGUUAGGUGCAGAUCACUCUGCCAUUGUAGACAUGAGAUCUUCCCUCACCACCAGAUCCUCAAUUCAUAAUUAAUCAAUUGGAAUCCUCCUAGAUCAUGUAUUUAGAGUCCAUGUCUUGCUCAGAUAUAUAUCCAGUAUAGUGAAGUGGAAUUUUAAACAAGGGGAAGCAAAGCUUUUCUAUAGUGAUUUGAGUAA